UGGAGCGAAAGUUUUCGAAAGACAUGUCAGGAUGAACCGCACAUGUAGGAGGGUGCUGGCUAAAACUACAUUAGAAAUAUUUGAUAUUAUAUCUUGAAGAAGUGACCACACCAAGCUGCUGUAAAGAUGGAGGGACUGGAGAUGUCAGCGAUGAUACCGGCUCUCCAGGAGCUAGCGAGUGCCAAUGCUGCUGAAUACGACCAGGCUGUGCAGAAACCUCGACAGAUCCUGUGUCAGUUCAUUGACAGGAUACUGACAGAUGUGGAUGUCGUUGCUCUAGGCCUGAAUAAGAAGUCCAGUUCAGAGCCGGCCUGUGUGAUGUUGCUGGACUUUGUGCAGCAUAUCAUCAAAUCCUCGUCUCUGAUGUUCAUUAACCCCGCCUGCCAGCCCGCUGAGUAUCCAGACACCACACAGAGCUGCACUGGUAGGAGCCUCUUUAAAAAGCUGCAAUAUUACUAA
This is a messenger RNA of Notothenia coriiceps (black rockcod), 459 nucleotides long. RefSeq names its product serine/threonine-protein kinase atr-like. Lineage: Eukaryota; Metazoa; Chordata; Actinopteri; Perciformes; Nototheniidae. The record is from RefSeq and is a predicted model, not a curated record. Bases 127 to 459 code for a protein of 110 amino acids. The transcript is spliced from 3 exons.